Messenger RNA from Clunio marinus, 1702 nucleotides. The record is from the annotation of a GenBank genome assembly. NCBI's taxonomy places the organism in Eukaryota, Metazoa, Arthropoda, Insecta, Diptera, Chironomidae.
AUGAUAAUUGGUGAGAGUGAUCAACGAUUAAAUGAGAGCAAUUAUUAUGAAUCGCCGCAAAAAUUUGAAGUUUUGAAAAGGAAAUUUUCAUCUGAAUGCGAGAAUGUUCAUGAAAUGAGUACUUUCAGUGAACAACCAGUUUCGAGUAACUUCGAGAACAAAGUAAAUGUUGAAAUGCAUUAUAUUGAUAAUAAUGUGAUAAGUGAACAGUAUCAAACAUACCAGGCAUCCGAGAUUCAUCAGGAUGGAGAACAGAGUUACAUAAAUCUUACAGUUUUAACACCCACGCUUCUGCCUUAUGACAAAAAUCAAACGAACCAUCAUCAGCAGAUGAUUAAUUUUGCCAACAAUAUUCAGCACGAAGAAAGUAAUAAGCCGACGGUUUCGAGUAGCACCAACAAGUAUGAAGUUAAAAAUUAUCAGCAACAGAAUGAAACGGAUAAUAUCGAGGAUAAUGAAGACAAGAACUUGUCAUGGUUGUUUAACUUUAAGCUCGAUGAUAUCGCCAAUUUGUCACCGGAAAUCAAAAGAAAGCGAACUAAUAACAAUCAAUAUCAACAACAGCAAGCUUCAGAGAAUCAUCAACAACAAACAAGCUUCUUUAAUCCAAACACGACUCAAAAGCAACAAUUUGAUGAUUCAAAUCAUCAAAGAUCAUCUAAAGAUCCUUGCAUUGAAGACGAUCUAAAUGUUGCUGAAAAUAUAAUAAUCAGUAAUGCUCCUACUUCAUACUCCUUCCACACACCAAAAAAGCCGCCAUUUACGUACACGGAACUAAUCGAAUAUGCGCUUGAGGAUAAAGGCGAGUUGACUGUGUCUGGAAUUUAUCAAUGGAUCUCUGACCGCUUUCCUUACUACAAAUCUAAUGAUGACCGUUGGAAGAAUUCUGUUCGUCAUAACUUAUCGAUUAAUCCACAUUUUCGUAAAGGGAACAAAGCAAAAGCUGGCGCAGGUCAUUUGUGGAAGAUUUCAAGUCGUGAAUCAGAAGCAAAUUUCUUAGCGUGGGAACAUAAGAAACAACGACUGGAACUGUUCUUUAAAAUGGAAGCCGCCAAUCAAUUGAAGCGCCAAGAAGCAAGUCAAAAGUCGUCAAUUGAUAUGAAUCUAAAAGCCAUGAAUUCUCCAUCGUAUGAUGCUGAGCUUUCUGCAGCAACAGCUUCCAUCAUAAGUCUACCUGUUGAUACAUCGUCGCCAAUUAUCACAACGCAUUGUGAAUCUGAUUCUCCGGUGAAUGGUCAACUGUAUCAAUUUCAUGAAAUUCAUCCAGUUAAUAAUCCAAAUGAAGAUCUCCGAAGAACUGCUGGUGAAAUUCUCAAUGGUGUACGAAGAAAUGUCGAAGUUCAAAUUAUGCAUCCAAAUGAGCUUCAAUCGUAUUCGAUUUUGAAUUCCGAAGAUUAUCUUAAUCCAAUAUCGAAAGAAGAAAUUAUGCAAGAAAGUGGUUUGGGACGUCGUUAUGAUGAAUUUUAUCUCAUCGACUCCGGAAUCAACAUGACAACCGCCAAUGGAAGUGAAGAAUCAACAGAAGUCUUUGAGAUCUUCCACGAAGAUUUUAAUCUCAAUUACUUUGGAAACAACAACAUCAUUGCAUGACAGAGAGCAGAUGAUGGAACACAAAGCAGCAAGCAAGUGUUUGUUAAAAUUAAUUAAAAUUGUGUUGUGGGUUGUUGCUGAUGUUUCGAGUGAGUUUUACAAAAAAUCAAAA